GUGGCAUAUUUCACAAAAAAAAAACACUAUUCUCUUGUCUCUCUCUGUCAACGCUCUGUGAGUGAGAGAAUGUAGUCAACUCUGUUUUAAGGCUUGGUUUUGGUUUAACCGGUUCUGCGUCAAACAAAGUGUGAAGGUACUUGUGAUCUGCGUCUUGUCUCUCUUCUUUGCUCUCUCACUCUCUCACUCCAAGACGUUGAAGCGUGAUGUGAAAGGUUUGAAUGAAAUCAAAGCUUCUUUAGGAUGGAGAGUGGUGUAUUCAUGAUCCUUGAGGAGAUGGAGAUCUCCCACCUUGGUCACAGAACUGAUCUACAUAACAACAAGCUGACUGGUCCAAUCCCUUCACAGACUAAGCGACUAAAACGGCUGAAAGUUACUGAGUGUGUUAUUUGUGUCAUCAUAUCAUGCCAAUGCUUCACCUAAUCAUCUUCUCUGUUGCAACUUUUAGAAACCUGAGGUGGAAUAAACUACAAGAUGUGAUUCCUUCCCCCUGAGGUUGGUGAGCUGAAGAGGCUAACCCAUUUGUACUUGAGCUUCAAUAGCUUCAAGGGAGAAACUCCAAAGGAAUUAGCUGCUCUUCCGUUAGCUUCGGUAUCUACACCUUCAUGAAAAUGGAACAAGUUUCUAUCUUUCAUAUUGUAUAGUUAAAGACACAUUCCACUAAUCUAUAUUCCUCCUUAAUCAAAUAAAAGUAUCAGUUUUAUAGUUUUUUUAUUAAUAGAUAGACCAAAAAUGACAACACCAUUAAUUAUUAAUUGGAUCUUAAGUAACAUAAAUAAGAAAUUUAAUAAAUUAAAAAUAAAACUUAAAUAUGAAGAGAUAUCUUUAUAUAUAAAUAUAGUUAUAAAACUUGGCCUCUCCCUCUCUCUCUCAUAAGACUUUCUCCAAAGGAAAUAUUUUCUUCUCUCUCUAUGUUGUUUUGUGUGUGUUUACUUUCCUAACAAUCAAACCUACUUUUCUUCUUUCAUCAAUUUUGUUUCCCAAAGUAAAGAGAAAACUAGUCUCCCUUGGUAAGGCAACCUUCUGGUUUUAUAUAAUUUAUUUUCUUCUCAUCUUCUGUUCGAUUAUUUUCUUCAUCUUCUUCUGUUUGUAAUUUUCUGAGAAUUAGGUUUUCAUUCCUUGAGAAGCAAUCUAAAGGUAUCAUUGUCUGAAUCCUUGAUUUCUCUGUGUUUUGUGUGUUUGGUUAUGUUUGAGUUUAAAAACUGUUGGUAGGGCUUUAAAGCCUGCAGAGUAGUCCUCAAAUAUUUGAUCAUAUCUCAGUUUUAAUUGUAUCACGAUCAGAUUACAGUUUUGUCUUUUAGGUAUUGAUGUCAUUGAUGACUUGUUGGCAUGACACACAUGUUUUGAUUUAGACUCUUAAAAGUCAACAUGUGUCCUUUGGAUGUAGAUUCCUUCGUUUAAAAAUUGUUGAAAUGAAGAAGAAUGUUUAGUCAUCUUUGGUUAUGUAAUUUGAGUACAGAAAGAAAAGUUAUUUUAAUUUGAUAUGUUUAAAAGUUGUCCACUCUUGUGGUUUAUAGAUGUCUGAAGAAGGUUCUGUGGAAACGGCACAUGUAAAGGACGUGGGACCUGUGGAAGAUGUUGUUAUAUCUGAGGCACCCAAGGGUCAAGAAGAGUGUGUAUCAGAGACUAAUGAAGUGCCUGUGCCUAAGCCACCAAGUGUGAACUCAACUAGAGCUGCUGGUACACGAGCAGGUAAACCGCAGGUUAAGUCCCGUUAUCGCGGUGAUCAUCAUGUGAGCUCAAUUCAUGAUCACUGCAAACAUGGGACACAUGGCAAGAGGUGUGAUCAACAUGAUGAUGCGGUGAAACCAUGGAAGGUAGUGAGGAGAAAGAGUGUUGAAGCCUCAGUGACGGUUAAAGUUGAGAUUCCAGGUUUGAGAAAGAAGUCUUUGGCAAGUGUGACUAAACCGGAAAGCUCUGUGGCUGCAAAGAGAGAUGGUGAGAUGGCGAGAUCUGUUGAAGCUAAGAGGAACAAAGGAACCAUAAGUACUCUAACUGGUUCAGCUGUAGUUAAAAAGGUUCCUGGCUUGGCAAAUGAUAAGUCAAGUUUUGCUAUGAAGAAGGUUUCUGCUCCAAAGAAUAAGGAGAAGAGAAACACUCAGGCAAUUAGUGGUGAAGAUGUAAAAGAGAAGACAGUGUGUGUUGUUGAAGCUAGCGUCAAAGGUGUUCAGAGUGAGAAGCAAGCAUCAUCUGAGAAGAAAAGUGGUGAUGCAGAGCUUGAAGCAGAUCAAACCCCUGAGAAGAAGAUUAGGCCUAAGAGGAUGAUGUCAGGUGCAAAGGUGAAUCUAGCUAAGCAGAUGAGUUUCAAGAAAGGGAAGACUCUUGAACCAAGACCUGAGGACGCUUCUCCUAAAUGGAUCAAGUUCAGAAAGAAGGUUGUGCAGGAACUGAAACCUCAAACCGAAGGGAAGAAGAAGAAGAAUCUGAAAGGUAUUGAGACAAGAAGUGGUUCUUGUGAAGGAAGCAAACAUGAGAAGGUUGUUCUGAGGCAUCAAAAGGUAGAAGGGAAGAAAAAAAUGAUGACACUAUUCAACAAUGUGAUUGAGGAGACAAUGAGUAAGUUGACAAAGGUGAGGAAGACCAAAGUGAAAGCUCUUAUCGGUGCUUUUGAAACUGUAAUCUCUCUUCAGGACAAUAAGACACCUCAGAAAGUUCAGAGCAAGGCCACAACAUUUUAAGGUUUAGUCCUUUGGGUGGCCAACAGUGAGACAACAGAAACUUAUUUGUGUGCUGCAUAUGAUCGAUAUAACAUGCAAUAUUUCAAACUUUGAGAACUUAUUUUGAGAGGAAGAGAGCUAUAGAUAUAACUGUCUUGUUACUGUCCUCGAGAGAGCAAAAGGAUUUAUGACCUUGACAAUAUAACUGAAGAUGAAGUAAAGAUUUCAAGUUUUAUCUAUUUUCCACAAUUAAAGAAAAAGAACAGUUUAUUAUUUUUUA
Messenger RNA from Brassica rapa (field mustard), 2937 nucleotides. RefSeq lists its product as uncharacterized. Gene Ontology annotation, molecular function: calmodulin binding. Lineage: Eukaryota; Viridiplantae; Streptophyta; Magnoliopsida; Brassicales; Brassicaceae. The record is from RefSeq and is a predicted model, not a curated record.